CUCGCCGGUCCGAUCUGUCUUUUAUGGAAGCUCCGCCUGUCAGGCCAUGGGGAACGUGCACGGACUGGCAUAUCGAAGACGAUCGAGAUGCAGCGAGUCGCCGAAGAGCGGAAGCCCCACCUGCCCCACCUGCCCCGUCUGCCCCACCCGAGUCCCGCCGCUGACGGAGGAGGAGAAGGAGAUCGUGAGGAGGACGUGGAAGAUCAUCGAGGAGAACGUGGCGCGCGUCGGGGUCAUCACCUUCACC
Molecule: messenger RNA, 247 nt
Organism: Darwinula stevensoni
Lineage: Eukaryota; Metazoa; Arthropoda; Ostracoda; Podocopida; Darwinulidae
Source: the annotation of a GenBank genome assembly